Molecule: messenger RNA, 1526 nt
Organism: Tigriopus californicus
Lineage: Eukaryota; Metazoa; Arthropoda; Copepoda; Harpacticoida; Harpacticidae
Gene: Hs6st
Product: heparan-sulfate 6-O-sulfotransferase 1-like
Exons: 1
Coding region: 1-1392 (463 amino acids)
Cellular component (GO): membrane
Molecular function (GO): heparan sulfate 6-sulfotransferase activity
Source: RefSeq, a predicted model, not a curated record
AUGGAUGCCGGCGUCCAGGUCGAGGCUUGCGAUCUGGUGCCUCUCCUGGAAACAAAUGGCCACAACUCCUCCUCAUCUCCACCUUCGUCACCCGAGCCGCUUCGGGCUCGCAAGACAUCUCAAUAUUACCCUUCGCGUCGCAGGAAACAGCCCCGUUGUCGCGUCAUGAUCGCCUCACUCUUGUUUGGCGUGGUGUUUUUAGUGUUAGUCCUAGUUUUGUAUUGUCCGGGGGACCUCUUCCCGGAUUACAGCCAAUUCAUGCCAUCCCGCAAGUCCUCGUCCGACAACUCCAGUGUUGGGCCCGAUGUCGGUGGUUCGCCACCGUUCCCGACUCUCCCGACCACGAUCCCCGUCAAUUUUGUUACCUUUGAUCACAUGCAAGAGGAGAACUUUGAAUUCAACUUGAGUGGCAAGGAUGUGAUGGUGUUUCUGCAUAUUCAAAAGACCGGUGGCACCACUUUUGGCAAGCAUUUGGUCCAAGACAUUGAUCUCGAAGAGCCCUGUGAGUGUCGACGUCUCAAAAAGCGCCCCAAGUCCCGUCAGUACGGUGCCAAAUCGCGCGUUAAACGCAAAAUCAAAUGCGAGUGUUUCCGUCCAGGCGAAGAGGGCAAGUACUGGUUGUUUUCGCGUUAUAGCACUGGUUGGAAGUGUGGCCUCCAUCCGGAUUGGACUGAGCUCACAGCUUGUGUCGACCAUUACCUCGACGCCACUGAGGGGCACACCGAAGAUCGGCGCUACUUCUAUGUCACGUUCCUCCGAGAUCCGGUCAGAAGAUAUUUGUCAGAAUUCCGUCACGUUCAACGAGGAGCCACAUGGAAGACAGCCUUACUCAGAUGCAAUGGCCGCUCGCCAACCCCAGAAGAGAUGCCCAAGUGCUAUCAGGGCGAAGAUUGGAUGGAUGUGACCCUGCCGGAGUUCAUGGGUUGUCCCAGUAACCUAGCCGCCAAUCGGCAAACCCGCAUGUUGGCCGACCUGCGGCUGGUGAAUUGCUACAAUACCACGGGCAUAUCUCAAUUGGAGCGAGACGCCGUCAUCCUUCAAAGCGCAAAAGAGAACCUGCACCGAAUGUCCUUCUUUGGCCUCACAGAAAUGCAACGUGAGAGCCAGUACGUGUUUCAGGAGACGUUCAAUCUCGAGUUCAAAGAAAAUUUCGUUCAGUACGAAACGAACACGGGCAAACGCACGGAGAACAAGCUCGGCGACGACGUGGUGGCGCGAAUUAAAGAACUCAAUCAUUUGGAUAUCCAAUUGUACGACUACGCCCGGCAACUCAUGGACUCGCGAUUGCUUGAAUUGAAAGAGAACGACUCGGAUUUUGACGCGCACUUUGACAAGUUGAGCAAGAUUGGAAAUUUUGUGUCCGAUGACGAUAUCGACAAUGCAAUCUACUAACAUCCACCCAAGAAAUAUGUCUCAUUAAUUCUUACUCCUAAUCCCUUGUGCUUGUCAUUAAUCUUUUCAAUUGUAAUCACUACUCAUAUUCACAGUGCGGUCAUUCUCUACAUUAAAGAUCCGAGAAUCAUGUA